Molecule: messenger RNA, 2004 nt
Organism: Fusarium oxysporum Fo47
Lineage: Eukaryota; Fungi; Ascomycota; Sordariomycetes; Hypocreales; Nectriaceae
Product: amidohydrolase family-domain-containing protein
Exons: 2
Coding region: 1-2004 (667 amino acids)
Molecular function (GO): hydrolase activity, acting on carbon-nitrogen (but not peptide) bonds
Source: RefSeq, a predicted model, not a curated record
AUGAAAGCUCCAGGUUCGAUCUCUAGCCUGUUUCUGGCAGUAGCUCUUCUGGUUUCACCAGGCUCAGCUGCUUCCAAGAAGUCAAACAACAAGACAGUCAUUGCAGACACCGUCUUUCACAAUGGAUCCAUUUAUUCUCUCGAUCUUCUCUCUACAAAGUACACUGCCCUCGCCGUCAAAGAUGGACGCAUUGCCUUCCUAGGCGAUGAGGAAAGCAUUCAGUCAUACAUCGCAAAGAACACUUCGGUCUUCAACCUUGAAGGCCGCAUGAUGAUGCCUGGUCUCGUGGACGCCCACAUGCAUCCCCUGCGUGGCGGAGCGAGUCUACUGAAGUGCAACAUGAACUUUCAACCUUUGGGUCUUGGUAAAGUCCUUGAGAAAAUUCAGAGUUGUCUUGAUGACGACAAGGAUAAGAGUAAUGAAGAUUGGCUAGAAGUUAUCUCGCUUGACUACUAUGCCUUGGUCGACGAUACGGGCGGCGUUACGAAGAAGGACUUGGACAAGCUCAAGACAAAGAGGCCUAUUCUGGUCGCUUCAGCUGAUUCACAUACCUUCUGGGUCAACUCUGCUGCGUUGAAGGUAUCAUCUCUCACAAGCAAGACCAGAGACCCACGAAACGGCAAAUUUGAGCGACUUGCGGGAAGUCAAGAACUUUCAGGAAUUUUACAAGAUUCUGCGACGAGUUUAUUAUCAGGCCCUGCGCCCCCAACAGCCGAGGACAACAUUCGAUCUGCCAGAGCUGCGUUGAAGCUCCUCCGCGAGGAAGGCGUGACAAGUUUCCAGGAGGCUGCGUCCAGUGAGGAUACCGCUCUUGCGUUUGCAGCUAUCAAGAAAGAGGGAGGCCUAACCGCUCGUGGCUUUUUCGACUACCUUGUCCAACCACCUAACAACAUUGCGGGAAUUGACGAUCUAGUAAAGGACGUGGUCAACGUUACUUCUACGUGGAACGAUAAGAAGGAGUUGAGCGCCAAGCCCUCUAUGAAGUGGCACGCUGUCAAGAUGUUCAUGGACGGCGUGCUCUUGUACCCCGCGAAUACCGGAUCCCUCAUCGAGCCAUAUUUUCAGCCUGUGGCUAACACCUCCAUGUGGGCACCCAAGUCAGACUUCGGACCAAAAACAUACUGGAACAAGGAACUUCUUAGCCUGACCCUAACGAAGUUGUUCAAAAAUAAUAUCGACGCCCAGAUUCACGUGGACGGAGAUCUAGCUGUUCGAACAGCCCUCGAUGCCCUUGAGGAGCUCCGCAACAAGAACCCCAAACUUCGUGAUUACCGUGUUGGAUUUGCUCAUAACGAAGUAACUGACCCUUCAGACUGGCCUCGCUUCGCUGAACUCAAGGCCGAUCCUAUCAUGAGUUUUCAAUGGUCACAGGCCAGUUCAGUUUGGCUCCCAAACGGUGUCAAGAGCAUGGGCCCAAGACGUUCGCACUACAUGGAAGCCUUUGGAGAACUUGCUAAGUUUGGAUCUGCUAUUGUCUACGGUAGCGACUGGCCGAUUGAUCCUCUGGAUGAGUGGCUCGCCAUCAAAGCCGGCGUCACGCGCUCAGGCGAUCCCAAAAACCCCAGCUCCCCAGCCUCACAAGGCGCUCCCUACAACGGCAACGGUCUUCCCGGUCUGACCCUCACACGCGAUCAGGCUAUCCGAGCUAUCACGACCGAGAGCGCUCGCUUCCUUCGCGCCGAUGCCUAUAUCGGAUCACUUGAAGUUGGAAAGCUUGCAGAUGCUAUUAUUCUAAAGGCCAAUUACUUUGAAGUCCCUGAGCAGCAUAUCGCUAGACAGAAGACGCUUUUGACGAUGGUUGGUGGUGAGGUUGUAUAUAUCGCGGAUGAGGUUGAUUUCAAGAAUGGUGUUAAACCUAAGUUUAAGAAUGAUGAUGAUGUUGGUAGGAUGAUUAAGAGGAGAAGUGUUGGGGGGAUUCAGGGGAGAGAUUUGUCGGACGAGGGGAAGAGAUCUGUGCAGCGUUUGCAGACUCGUGGGGCUUGUGUGCAUUCUCAUCAUCACUGA